AUGACGGCAGUAACGUCAAAACACAGCGAUACGCUCGCUCUAUUGACAGGAACCAACACAAGGACUCUUUUAAGAGUUCUCAUUCUUUUCUUCAUCGCUGGCGCAGCUAUCUCCAGUCGUCUCUUUUCUGUGAUUCGCUUCGAAAGCAUCAUUCACGAAUUCGAUCCGUGGUUUAACUUCCGUGCGACCAAGUACCUCGUGGCCAAUGGAUUCUACAAUUUCUGGGAUUGGUUUGAUGACCGAACAUGGCAUCCUCUUGGACGAGUUACCGGAGGUACCCUCUAUCCUGGUUUGAUGGUGACCAGCGGCGCCAUCUACCACGCUCUCCGUACGCUCACUGUCCCCGUCGAUAUUCGAAACAUCUGCGUUCUUCUCGCCCCUGCCUUCUCUGGCUUGACCGCUUAUGCCGCCUAUCUCCUCACUAACGAGAUGACCACAACGCCAUCUGCUGGUCUCCUUGCUGCGGCCUUCAUGGGAAUUGCCCCUGGCUACAUUUCCCGAUCCGUCGCCGGUAGUUACGAUAACGAAGCCAUCGCCAUCUUCCUCCUCGUCUUCACCUUCUACCUCUGGGUCAAGGCUCUGAAGAGGGGUUCCAUGAUUUGGGGUGGUCUUUGCGCCCUGUCCUACGGCUACAUGGUUGCGUCGUGGGGUGGAUAUGCCUUCAUUACAUGUCUCCUACCCGUCCAUGCUUUUACUCUCAUCUGCAUGGGCCGCUACAGUGAUCGCCUCUACCUCAGCUACACGGCGUGGUACUCUGCUGGCACACUGGCCAGUUUCCAAAUUCCCUUUGUUGGCUUCCUCGCUGUUAAGACCAACGAGCACAUGCCUGCGCUUGGUGUUUUUGGUCUCCUUCAAGUGAUCGCCUUCAUUCUCUUUAUUAAGCGUGUCAUUCCUGGUCGCCAAAUCACCACCAUGGCUAUUGGUGCUGGUGUAUUGACCUGCUUGAUUGGCUUGACCGGCCUAAUUCUGCUGACCUCUCUUGGUUACAUUGCACCUUGGGGCGGUCGAUUCUACUCCCUGUUCGACACUGGUUAUGCCAAGGUUCAUAUUCCCAUCAUUGCGUCUGUCUCAGAGCAUCAGCCCACCGCCUGGCCCUCAUUCUUCUUUGAUAUGAACUUUCUCAUCUGGCUCUUCCCCGCCGGUGUUUACAUGUGUUUCCAGAACCUGCGAGAUGAGCAUGUCUUCGUUGUCGUCUACGCCAUGUUUGCAAGCUACUUCGCCGGUGUCAUGGUCCGUCUCAUUCUUACUCUGACCCCUGUUGUUUGCGUUGCCGCUGCUAUUGCUGCUUCUCAGCUCCUUGAGACCUACAUGCAAAUCAACCAGCCUGAGCCUUCGGCAGAGGGUCAAACCGAGAGUGCCGAAAGCUCCAAGAAGAACAAGGGCUCUCUCCGCUCACUUUCAAAGCCAUCCGUCGGUAUUUACACUGUCAUGUCCAAGGUCAUGGUCGUGGGCGCUAUGGUCAUCUACCUGGUCAUGUUCGUCACACACUGUACCUGGGUCACCUCCAACGCCUACUCAUCACCUUCGGUUGUACUGGCCAGCCGCAUGCCUGACGGCAGCCAGCAUAUCAUCGACGACUACCGAGAGGCGUACCAGUGGCUUCGACAGAACACCGAGAAGGACGACAAGGUCAUGUCUUGGUGGGAUUACGGUUACCAGAUUGGUGGCAUGGCUGACCGACCUACCCUUGUCGACAACAACACUUGGAACAACACACACAUUGCGACUGUCGGCAAGGCCAUGAGUUCUAGCGAAGAGGUCAGCUAUCCUAUUAUGCGCCAACACGAGGUUUCUUAUGUUUUGGUUGUCUUCGGUGGUCUUAUCGGCUACUCCGGAGACGACAUUAACAAGUUCCUCUGGAUGGUUCGCAUUGCUGAAGGUAUCUGGCCCGAUGAGGUCAAGGAACGUAACUUCUUCACAGCUCGCGGAGAGUACAAGAUCAACGAGGAAGCUACCCCAACCAUGAAGAACAGUUUGAUGUACAAGAUGUCCUACUACAACUACGCAGGCAUGUUCCCUCCUGGAAGAGCUGUUGAUCGAGUUCGAAACACCGCCAUGCCUUCCGAGGGACCUUCCCUUGAUACACUGGAGGAGGCUUUCACUAGUGAGAACUGGAUUAUCCGUAUCUACAAGGUCAAGGAUCUGGAUAACGUUGGCCGUAACCACGUCGCCGCUGGCGGCUUCAGCCGGGGACAGAAGAAGAAGAAGGCACUCAAGAAGCGAGCUGCUUCCGCCGCCCGCUUGGACUAA
Molecule: messenger RNA, 2250 nt
Organism: Fusarium coffeatum
Lineage: Eukaryota; Fungi; Ascomycota; Sordariomycetes; Hypocreales; Nectriaceae
Exons: 5
Coding region: 1-2250 (749 amino acids)
Biological process (GO): post-translational protein modification
Cellular component (GO): membrane
Molecular function (GO): dolichyl-diphosphooligosaccharide-protein glycotransferase activity
Source: RefSeq, a predicted model, not a curated record